UGUGAAGAUGUUUAGAAACUCGGAUAGAAACUGUAUGUUGGGAGAAAAAUUAUGAGCAAAGUUUGUGCAAUUUUUGGCGGUUCCAGGGGAAUAGGUAAAGCUGUGGCGACCAGAUUUGCUCAAGAUGGUCACAAGAUAGCGGUCGUCUCAAGAAACAAAGAGGCAGUGGACAGAACGAUACAGGAGUUGGUUGAAGGAGGACUCAAAGGUCCACAUCUUGGUGUGAGCUGUGAUGUCAGCGAUGAGAAACGUGUUCAUGCCACGGUGAAGUCUAUACAGGACACACUGGGACCUGUAGACAUCUUAGUGAACGCUGCAGGAGUGAAUAAAGAUGUCCUGUUGCUGAAGACUCAGGCUGCAGACAUGACAAGCCUGCUGCAGACUAACCUUGUUGGACCCAUGCUGACCUGUCGAGCUGUAGUCAGGUCCAUGGUACAGAGAAGAACAGGCACUAUCAUCAAUGUGGGAAGCAUAGUUGGAAUGAAAGGUAACCCCGGCCAGUGUGUGUACAGUGCAUCCAAGGCAGGGCUGCAGGGCUUCACCAAGUCUCUCGCUAAGGAAGUCGCCUCCAGAGGGGUCAGGGUCAACCUUAUUGUACCAGGAUUUAUUGAUACUGAUAUGACGUCAGGGGUGAGUGAAGCCGUGGUAACACAGUCGGUACCACUACAGAGACUGGGAACACCUGCGGAGGUCGCUACAGCUGUCAGAUUCCUCGCAUAUUCGACUUACAUUACAGGAACUGUUCUGGUUGUAGAUGGUGGGAUGCAGUUGAACACAUGAGACUUCAAGAGCCCAAUACAGGAUAAUCUAAUUAUUUCUAAACCAAGAAAUGUAUAUGGACCAAACUACUACAAUCAGAAUUCAGCUGCAGCCCAGGAGAAGACAGUGACCAAAUAUCAUAGAGACUUGAGGAUGAUGUCUAAAUAAAACCAAAGUUGAUGGUUUGACUAAGAUUCUUCCUGCUUCCUUGUUUUUUAAUGUCAAUUGUAACAAUUAUUGUAACUUGAUUUCAAAUCUCAAUUUUUGCAGAUUAUAUUACAGUAUAAGUAUUAUUAUCUAAUGGUAUUACAUGUUGUAUCCCAGUGUAUAUCCUGACCCUUCUCCAUAGUCAAUACUGUACAGUCCCCUUACCCCUUACUGCACAGACACUACUCCACAAUCAAUACUGUACAAUCCCCAACCCCUACUGCACACUACUUAGUAUAUAAA
Branchiostoma belcheri (Belcher's lancelet) is the source of this 1209-nucleotide messenger RNA. Its product is annotated as carbonyl reductase family member 4-like. NCBI's taxonomy places the organism in Eukaryota, Metazoa, Chordata, Leptocardii, Amphioxiformes, Branchiostomatidae. The transcript has 6 exons. The coding region runs from base 52 to 780 and encodes 242 amino acids. Gene Ontology annotation, biological process: fatty acid biosynthetic process. The record is from RefSeq and is a predicted model, not a curated record. Gene Ontology annotation, molecular function: quinone binding; oxidoreductase activity, acting on the CH-OH group of donors, NAD or NADP as acceptor.